This is a messenger RNA of Knipowitschia caucasica, 867 nucleotides long. The record is from the annotation of a GenBank genome assembly. Lineage: Eukaryota; Metazoa; Chordata; Actinopteri; Gobiiformes; Gobiidae.
AUGGGUCGGCUGGUGGUGGUGUCUGGGCUGACACAGACUCUGGUGGUGGUGUCUGGGCUGACACAGACUCUGGUGGUGGUGUCUGGGCUGACACAGACUCUGGUGGUGGUGUCUGGGCUGACACAGACUCUGGUGGUGGUGUCUGGGCUGACACAGACUCUGGUGGUGGUGUCUGGGCUGACACAGACUCUGGUGGUGGUGUCUGGGCUGACACAGACUCUGGUGGUGGUGUCUGGGCUGACACAGACUCUGGUGACUCUGGUGGUGGUGUCUGGGCUGACACAGACUCUGGUGGUGGUGUCUGGGCUGACACAGACUCUGGUGGUGGUGUCUGGGCUGACACAGACUCUGGUGGUGGUGUCUGGGCUGACACAGACUCUGGUGGUGGUGUCUGGGCUGACACAGACUCUGGUGGUGGUGUCUGGGCUGACACAGACUCUGGUGGUGGUGUCUGGGCUGACACAGACUCUGGUGGUGGUGUCUGGGCUGACACAGACUCUGGUGGUGGUGUCUGGGCUGACACAGACUCUGGUGGUGGUGUCUGGGCUGACACAGACUCUGGUGGUGGUGUCUGGGCUGACACAGACUCUGGUGGUGGGGAGACUGUGGAUCCUGAGGCUGUGGAGGAUCCUCCACAAACUUCAGUCUGGACCUGGUCCCAGAUGUGAGUCCCUCAGGAGUGACCGGUCUAAGGAUGUACUAUGGAACUUCAGGAGUGACCGGUCUAUGGGAGAACCAUGGGACUUCAGGAGUGACCGGUCUAUGGAAGAACCAUGGGACUUCAGGAGUGACCGGUCUAUGGAAGAACCAUGGGACUUCAGGAGUGACCGGUCUAUGGGAGAACCAUGGGACUUAAGGACAGAGUGA